Cucurbita moschata (crookneck pumpkin) is the source of this 999-nucleotide messenger RNA. RefSeq names its product gamma-glutamyl peptidase 5-like. Gene Ontology annotation, cellular component: cytosol. NCBI's taxonomy places the organism in Eukaryota, Viridiplantae, Streptophyta, Magnoliopsida, Cucurbitales, Cucurbitaceae. The record is from RefSeq and is a predicted model, not a curated record. The transcript has 4 exons. Bases 152 to 883 code for a protein of 243 amino acids.
ACCCAACAACACCCCAUCCGUCCUUCCCCCUCCUCUCUCUCUCUAAAAUCGCAGUUUAGAGAGAGAAACGGCCUUUGGUCCGCCGCACAGUCGCUAAGCCGGAGAGAGAGAAUCUGCGACGGAGGCGCGAAAUCAGAUCCAUUUUCCGAGGAUGGGGAUGAAGAGAUUUGCAGUCCUUCUCUGCGCCGACGAUUCCGAAUACGUCAAGAAGAAGUACGGCGGAUAUUUCGGAGUUUUCGUCAGAAUGUUGGGCGAAGAAGGAGAGGCUUGGGACCUUUUCCGAGUCGCCGCCGGCGACUUCCCGGCCAACGAUCAGAUCGCCGACUACGACGGAUUUGUUAUCACCGGCAGUUGCAACGACGCUCACGGCGACGAUCCUUGGAUCUGCCAAUUAAUCGUUCUGUUGCAGAGAUUGACGUCCUUGAAUAAACGAAUCCUCGGUAUUUGCUUCGGCCAUCAGAUACUGGGACGUGCUUUGGGCGGAAAAACGGGCAGGGGUAGAUCUGGAUGGGACAUUGGAUUCACAACCGUCCACGUGUCAUCAUCUCACAAGCUGUUCUCAUCUCUGAAAAUACCAACCGCUCUCUCUGUGAUCGAAUGCCAUCGGGAUGAGAUUUACGAACUUCCCGGGAAGGCUGAAGUGAUUGGAUGGUCAGAUAAGUACGGUAUAGAGAUGUUCAAAUAUGGAGAUCAUAUUCUAGGGAUUCAGGGUCAUCCCGAGUACACUAAAGACAUUCUUCUUCACCUGAUUGACCGUCUCGUCCUUAAGAAGCUCAUUACGGAUUCCUAUGGUGAGGAGCUGAGGAGUAACGUGGAAGAAGGUGAAGCAGAUAGGGAAGCAUGGAAGAGGCUUUGCAUCAACUUUCUCAAGGGUGGGUUUUGAUUUUGGGGACAAAAUUGGAAUUUUUUUUAAUAAUGUAAAUAUGGACGUAAAACCGUCUAUUCAAGACUUAUCUAGACCUAUUAUCGACUUUAAAAAAUAAGGUUGCAUUUCGUUUA